GCAAGACGAAAAUGACGACCCUCUACGAGGAUUUCACACAGUGUCAGGGAAAGUGGCAGAACUCGUAUAUUAUGAAGACGAUCAGGCAGAAGCACAAGAAUGGAAAGCGAGCCGCCAGACGCUGGCUCACCAAAGCCCAGCUAAAGACCCACUUCAAUGAUGAUAGUGUGGUAGAUGCCAUCGUUAUCAGGAAGGAAACGGAUAAAGAAAUUGCAGCAAAAGAAAUCCGAGACCACCCCGACCUGCCAGGCCUCAAGCAAUUCCUUGUUUUGAUCGAAGACGAGGAGGUGGAUGAAAGCACUGACGAAAUCGAAGAGCUUUUCCGCACGCACGAAAAUCAAAACAGCGAUUCCAGCUCGGAUGGCUCGCAGGAUGGAAGCGAUGAUGAUUCCAGCAGCAGUGCCUCUGCAAAGAAAAAGAAGGAUAAGAAGCAGAAGAAGGAAAAGAAGAGCAAGAAAGACAAAAGCAAGAAGCCUAAGAAGAAGGGCAAGGGCAAGCCGAGGAAGGGGAAGCCGAGACUCAACAAAACGGAGACACAGGAGGACUUGGACAAGGAGCAAAGCCGCAAGGUCAUCAACAUCCUGAACCGCAAGAUCAAAGAUGCAACCUCAAAGGCCAAGUCCAGGGAAGUCAGCUCGUUGAACGAGAUUGUCCGGGAGGCCUUGAAGAAGGACCUCCAGGCUGUCGUGAAGAAGCUGACCUCAGCCCGUACCCAGUUGCAGUCUGCUUUGGACUCGGAUGACCGGAUCUCCCAGAAGACGACGGCUGCCAAGGAGAUUUUGGACCAAGCCGAGGGAUCUUACAGUUGGGGUCAAGAAGAAGACUGA
Molecule: messenger RNA, 827 nt
Organism: Symbiodinium necroappetens
Lineage: Eukaryota; Dinophyceae; Suessiales; Symbiodiniaceae
Source: the annotation of a GenBank genome assembly